AUGGCUGGAAGUGAUUCGGAAAAAGACAAUAAGGGCCGCGGACCUCCUCCAACUGUACUACCCGAACCAGCAAAGCUACCAAAAGGCCUUCAAGAUAUUGUAAAUAAAUCUGAGGCCGAAGACAACUUCUAUGACGAGCUAUAUGAAGGAAGGCAUGUUGAAAUCACAUUCAGGCCCAUUGUUUGGAGCUCCGCUAAUAAUUCACCUUUCUAGUGCUCCCCAAACUACAGAAAGCAGCAUAAGAUAUGCUGCUUAUGCAACACGCAUCCGAACCGCUCUGCUUUCUGCACAAAGAUACGUCGCGUAUACUAGUGAUAUUGGAGAGUCAUUUCGCCCAGUAGCACACCCCAAUCUUGUUCGAUCAGCUUAUGGAGUCUCUUGGGCGUAUAUUGCGGGAGACGUAGCGCAUGAAGGCUACAAGGCAUAUUGCAGCAACCAACGAAUUCUUCAUCCCGAGUUACCUCGUGUGGCUGCUCCAGAGAAAUACAACGAUGCUAAGUCAACAAUUGAUCCAGUAGCUGGAGAACCACCUGUUCCCGGGAAAGUCCCGGCCUUGAGCGACUGGCGAACGGUUGCGCUGCAGAGAGGAGUCUUCCAGUCGAUAGCGUCCAUGGGUCUGGUAAGUUUGGACUUUAAUCAUAGCUAACCCUAAUUGAACGACUAACACAAUUCCCAGCCAGCUUUCACAAUCCACUCGAUCGUCCGUUACUCUGGACGUGCUCUGAAGGACAACAAAAGUAUGAGAAUUCGGACGUAUGGUCCUAUCGGGCUUGGCCUAGCAGCUGUUCCGGCUCUACCGUACCUAUUCGACAAGCCUGUCGAAGAAGCUGUUGAAUGGGUUUUCCACAAGGGCUUCGAGACUUUUGGUGGAAAGGAAGCUGUUGGAGACCUGCCAGCAGUUGGAAGAGAAAAAAUGCUGGAAAAGGAUAACAUGAAAGCUACAAAAGAGAAGGAGUUGUAA
This is a messenger RNA of Hymenoscyphus albidus, 961 nucleotides long. The record is from the annotation of a GenBank genome assembly. NCBI's taxonomy places the organism in Eukaryota, Fungi, Ascomycota, Leotiomycetes, Helotiales, Helotiaceae.